CCACCGCCUCAUUGCUCUCUCUCUCUCAACCUCCUCCGAUUUCACGUCGGUGGAUCUUCGUUCGUCAAUGAUUGGCUUCUCGCCGAUUCGAUUCUCGCGGCUCCUUAAUCGUCUCUGAGUUGAUAUAGUGAAUGAUGGAUGAAAGCUCAGUGGGUGAUGUGAGUAGCAGUAUCAAUGAAGCCGAAGCUGCGCACAUUCAUUUCAAAAAUGGUCAGCAAUCUCUUAAACCCGACGAAAUCCAGGAAACAAAACAAGUUCAAGCUGAGGUUCAGAGGGAUGAUCCCGGUUCUCCCGAUAGCUCCUUUGGCGUGAUAGCAGAAUUUCUAGAUGGAAAGAAUUUGAAUGAGACGGAGAAUGAACCGUGUUCUAGCCGCCGACAGAACGCAAAUGAUGUGAGUGACGUGGUUGAGGAGUUGACUGUUAAAACCUGUGAUGGGUCGAGCAUUGCUAUAGUUGGUAGUUCAAGUAGUAGAGCAGCUAGAUUAGAGAUCAAUCGCUUUCCUCUAGAUGGGGGUUUACCUAGUAGCACUUCUAUGAGUAAGAUGGAAGGUGACAAAGGAACUCCGAGUAUCUUGAGGAAUGCAGGCAAGUCUUCAACUGGUGUUGAUCAGCUUGCCAUUGCUGUUAAUGCUGAAGCUAAUGUUGAACGGAACCCUGUACUGGGAGAGGCAUUGGCCCAUGGAGGCAUCAAGACAAAGAUGUUGUCGCAGUCUGGUUUUUCUCAGUUUUUUGUUAAGAAAACGUUGAAGGGAAAGGGAGUCACUUUCAGGGGACCGCCACAUAGUAGAUCUAAAGCUAGUAAUAUGGAUCAGCAAAAUGUAACUAGUUCUGGUAGCCCUUUAGUAAUACCGAAUAGUACUCCAGCAAAGGUUUCGGGCAACACUCCUUUGGCGGUGGAGGCUUGUGAUGUUUUGCCUUACUUGCCUCUUAAAGGCGGUAAUCCUUCCUCUUGUACUAACCCUUCAGAUGGUGGUUGUGGAGGUGAGGGUUUAAGUCUGAGAGACUGGUUGAAGUCAGAGCGUCACGAAGUUAAUAAAGCUGAAUGUUUGCGUAUCUUUAGGCAGAUCGUGGAGCAUGUGGAUGAUUCUCAUUCCCAAGGAGUUGUUUUAUGUGACCUACGGCCAUCUUUGUUUAAAAUUCCUAAGGAAAACGAAGUCAAGUAUGUUGGUUCAGGUUUUCAGCAAGCGUCUUCUGACAGUAACAUGAACAAAACUGUAAGUCAACUCGAGAGACCUCUGGUUAGAAGGCGGUUAGGAGAUACAGGAUUUGCUUCUAGUCCUGGCGUCCCUGCAAAGAAGCAGAAGUCAAGUGGACCAAGCUCCAGACAGUGGCCUAUGUUUCAACGAGCUGGCAACGUCAAUAUCCAAACUGAAAAUGAUGUUGGCGCAACACAGGAGCUUGGUCUAAGAUCGAGUCAACCUCAGUGUAGUCCAUCUGCCCGUUCUUUUACGUCAAUGACUGAGCAGUUGGAGGAGAAAUGGUAUGCAAGUCCUGAGGAGCUCAGGGGUGAGGCCCGUUCAGUCUCUUCAAACAUCUAUAGUAUGGGUAUCCUUCUUUUCGAGCUGCUUAGUGAAUUUCAAAGUGAAAGAGCUCGUGAGGCUGCAAUGUUUGAUAUCCGUCACCGGAUUCUUCCUCCCAAGUUUCUGUCGGAGAAUCCAAAGGAAGCUGGGUUCUGUCUCUGGUUACUUCAUCCAGAGCCUUCAUGCCGACCAUCAACCAGGGAUAUCUUGCAGUCUGAAGUGGUUAAUGGAAUUCCAAAUUUGUAUGCUGAAGGCUUGUCUUUAGCUAUUGAACAAGAGGACACAGACUCUGAACUGUUACAGCAUUUCCUCGUUUUGUCCCAAGAGCAAAGGCAGAAGCAUGCAGGAAAGUUGAUGGAAGAAAUUGGGUCUUUAGAAGCUGAUAUUGAAGAAAUUGUCAAGAGACGCUGUGCCAUAAGGCCUCUGUCUGUGGGAGAAGCUUCUAGCUCGUUACCUGCUUCAAAUACACCUGAAAUGAGACUGGUCACGAACAUUAAACAGCUUGAAAGUGCUUAUUUCGGAGCAAGGAUAGAUGCACGUCUCCCUGAAGCACGUUAUAGGUUACGCCCGGAUAGAGAUCUGCUAAGAAACCGUGAUGAGAAUGUUAUAUCAGAACAAGAAAAUAGUGAGACGUGGAGCUCAGAUGAUCGUGUUGGAGCGUUCUUUGAUGGAUUAUGCAAAUAUGCUCGAUAUAGCAAGUUUGAAACUCGAGGUGUUCUGAGAACCGGGGAGUUGAACAACACUUCAAAUGUGAUUUGUUCUCUGGGUUUUGAUCGGGACGAAGAUUAUUUUGCCACGGCUGGUGUGUCAAAGAAAAUCAAGAUAUUUGAGUUCAAUUCCCUAUUCAACGAAUCUGUGGACAUUCAUUAUCCAGCCGUUGAAAUGUCAAAUAGAUCAAAGCUUAGCGGCGUUUGCUGGAACAACUAUAUCAGGAACUACUUAGCUUCCUCCGAUUAUGAUGGGAUCAUCAAGUUAUGGGAUGUGACAACAGGACAGGCCAUUUCACAUUUUAUAGAGCACGAGAAGAGGGCUUGGUCUGUUGAUUUCUCUGAAGCGUGUCCGACAAAAUUAGCCAGUGGAAGCGAUGAUUGUUCUGUGAAGCUGUGGAACAUCAAUGAGAGGAACUGCUUAGGAACAAUCAGGAACAUUGCAAACGUUUGUUGCGUGCAGUUUUCUCCACAGUCCUCUCAUCUGCUAGCCUUUGGAUCAUCAGAUUUCAGAACAUACUGCUACGAUCUACGGAAUUUAAGAACUCCUUGGUGCAUACUGUCAGGACACAACAAAGCAGUUAGCUACGCAAAAUUCUUGGAUAGUGAAACCCUCGUCACGGCGUCAACUGAUAACACGUUAAAGCUUUGGGAUCUUAAGAAAACUACUCACGGUGGCCUCUCCACAAAUGCUUGCAGCUUAACUUUUGGUGGCCAUACAAACGAGAAGAACUUUGUUGGUUUGUCUACUGCCGAUGGAUAUAUAGCUUGUGGCUCUGAGACAAAUGAGGUAUAUGCAUAUCACCGGUCUCUUCCAAUGCCCAUUACCUCGUACAAGUUCGGUUCGAUUGAUCCUAUAUCAGGAAAGGAGAUUGAGGAAGACAACAACCUAUUUGUUUCAAGCGUUUGCUGGAGAAAAAGAUCGAAUAUGGUUGUUUCAGCUAGCUCAAAUGGGUCUAUUAAAGUUCUACAGCUGGUUUGAAAUCAAUACAAACAGAAAAAGCCGGUGUACAUCUUAUUUACCUUGGUUUAGGGUAAAACAAAGAACCAUCAAGCCAAGACUCAGACAAAAAGGUUGAGAUGAUGAACAAAGCUUUCAACACAGAAGAGAGAUGAUCAGUAAUUCAAUCUAAUGUACAGUGUUGAUUAGUAGCUGCGGUUUGGGUAAUACAGGUGAUGAGGAUACGUAGUAAGAGAAUCAGACCAUCAUCCACUUUUGUUUUUGAUGUGUAUAUACAUAAGCCCUGUUCGGAGAAUAGACGCUGCGACUACAGCAAAUUAAACGACGCGGAGGAUGUUGUUAGCUUAAAAAGCGUUGCCAUAGCAGUGAAAAAAAUCACCGGAAUGAGACGCAACUGGCGCGCGACUGACGCUGAAAUUUUAAGCGAUCAGUUAUCGUUCGGAAACUGCCGCUGCGUCUAUUGUUAUUAACUCAGCGUGUCAUUAUAUUCCGAUCUCUUGUUCGUACAGCAUCAGAAAUAGAGAGCUAAAAAGAGACUCUGACGCUAGACGCAGCGUUUACCAAAAGAACAGGGCUAUAGUUGAUAUGAGCUUUUAUCCUAAAGAUGAAGAUCUUCAAAGUCUUUCUUUUUUUUUAUUCUAAAAUACUUAUUUUAUUAUUUUCGUAAUUGUCUUUUCUUGCGGUUUUUGCUCAGUUUUAUUGCAUCUCGUGUUACUGACAAAAGUGCAAAGACUCAGUAAGGGUAAAUAUUUUAUACAAAUGUUUGUUUCUG
Messenger RNA from Eruca vesicaria subsp. sativa (arugula), 3960 nucleotides. NCBI's taxonomy places the organism in Eukaryota, Viridiplantae, Streptophyta, Magnoliopsida, Brassicales, Brassicaceae. The record is from the annotation of a GenBank genome assembly.